AUGCAGCCCACCAGAAUACUCCGGGAUGUCACCCUCCUAGGGCUUGCAGCAUGCGUGUUAUCGCGGGAGGUUUCCAUGCAGGAUGUCGCUGCACAUGUUAUCUACUCAUACCCUGGGCUGGAGCCCCCGCCCCAUUUAUUCGACCUGAUCCGCCUAGGCAAAGUGGGGGGCAUUAUCAUAUUCGGUGAGAAUGUGAAUGAAACCCUCUCAGACACGAUUCAGCUCUUCCAGGAUGCAUACCAGGAUGGAACGGGAAAUUCUGGUUUCCCCCUCCUCACUAUGACCGAUCAGGAGGGAGGCCAGGUGCGCCGUCUGAAAGGGGGUCCUGAGUUAUCGGCGAAGCAGGUUGGUCAAUCUGCAAACCCCGGGGCGACAGCAGAGGCCACCGGAAACGAGGCCGGCAAAGUACUCCGCCAAAACAACCUGAAUACCAACCUGGCACCUGUUGUGGAUGUAUUCCAAGCACCGGACAAUUUCAUUGACGAAUAUGGCCGGUCGUAUAGCAACUCCAGCACAGUGGUCGCUGACUGCGCUGGAAAAUUCCUUGAGGGUGAAGCCCAGGAACAAGUGCUAUCGGUAGCGAAGCACUUCCCUGGUCUAGGAGCGGCAGCGAAUGGCCAGAACACUGAUGAGCAGCCUGUUACGAUCAAUUCGGACCGGGAUACUUUGGAACGGGUGGACAUGCAGCCGUAUCAGCAGCUUAUUGCGAACAAUAUCCCGAUGAUUAUGUGCUCAUGGGCCGUCUAUCCCGCAGUCGACGCCGACUCGCCUGCGGGACUGAGCUCCAAAUGGGUCAAGGAUACGCUCCGGGACGAAAUGGGUUUCAAGGGCGUUACUAUCACCGAUGCCAUCGAGGCAGGAGCCCUGCGCAGCUUCGGAAAUGACGCGCAGCGGGGUGUACUGGCGGCACAGGCUGGCAUGGAUCUUCUUCUGGCUGCCGCGAGAAAUGUGACUCAAGGAGAAGCAAUCGUGGAUGCACUGGUAGAGGCCUUGGAAGAGGGAAGUUUGGAUUCUACCGAGUUCAAUGCGGCAACGGAACGAAUUAUGGCACUCCGAGCGACGUUGGCAUAA
Messenger RNA from Aspergillus terreus NIH2624, 1071 nucleotides. RefSeq names its product putative glycosyl hydrolase. The transcript has a single exon. The coding region runs from base 1 to 1071 and encodes 356 amino acids. Gene Ontology annotation, molecular function: hydrolase activity, hydrolyzing O-glycosyl compounds. The record is from RefSeq and is a predicted model, not a curated record. Gene Ontology annotation, biological process: carbohydrate metabolic process; peptidoglycan turnover. NCBI's taxonomy places the organism in Eukaryota, Fungi, Ascomycota, Eurotiomycetes, Eurotiales, Aspergillaceae.